Messenger RNA from Apodemus sylvaticus (European woodmouse), 507 nucleotides. Its product is annotated as ubiquitin-like modifier-activating enzyme 1 Y. Gene Ontology annotation, molecular function: ubiquitin-like modifier activating enzyme activity. Lineage: Eukaryota; Metazoa; Chordata; Mammalia; Rodentia; Muridae. Bases 1 to 348 code for a protein of 115 amino acids. The record is from RefSeq and is a predicted model, not a curated record. The transcript is spliced from 4 exons.
AUGAGUAAGUACUAUGAUCAAGAGUGGACAUUGUGGGAUCGUUUUGAUGUGCAGGGACUGCAACCUAGUGGUGAGGAGAUGACCCUCAAGCAGUUUCUAGACUACUUUAAGACAGAGCACAAACUGGAAAUCACCAUGCUGUCCCAGGGUGUGUCCAUGCUGUAUUCCUUCUUUAUGCCAGCCACCAAGCUCAAGGAACGGUUGGAUCAGCCGAUGACAGAGAUCGUGAGCCGUGUGUCAAAGCGAAAACUGGGCCAUCAUGUGAAGUCCCUUGUGUUUGAGCUGUGCUGCAACAAUGAGAGUGGAGACGACAUCGAGGUUCCUUAUGUACGAUACAUCAUCCGCUGAUCUCUUACUCAAUUCUUUCAGUUCUCUCAGACUACAUCAAGACCUUUCUAGUUAUGAUGAAACCUGAGUUUAAACCUCCUUGUUCCUAAGGCCUUUGUUUAGUGCUGUUUUUACAUUGUUAAGUACUGGAAUUCAUAAUAAUAAAUUUUCAGCUUGUGA